AUGGAAAUUACUCGAACAAUUGAAGAACUUUCUCUGGUCGGCAGUCAAUCUUCGAUGCUAAUUGAAUCUUUGGGCGGCGAAGAAGUUGGUUUAGCCUCACUUUUGGCUGCACUUGGAGGCUCAGACGAUGGUUUAAAGACACUUAUUUCGUUGUUUGGGAAUGAGAAUGCCGGCAUAGAAGGACUGAUUAAAGCAAUAGGAGGUGGAGAUGUCGGUCUCACCCGAUUGUUGAACACUUUGGGAGCAAGCAAUGCAGAUGGCAGUGGCAAACCUUCGGCCUCUGAUGGUCUCAAACGUCUCUUAGCUGCAGUAGGGGGUGAUAGUGACCCAUCAAGUGCUUUCUCUGCACUCCUCCAAUCUUUAGGGGGUGGCAAGAAAGGCAUAGAGACAAUUUUACGAGCUAUAGGAGGCGACAAUGGCAGCGAGGAGGGCCUAACAUCACUCAUCAAUGCUGCUGGCGGUGGAGCAAAAGGGCUUUCAUCUAUCCUGCAGUCAAUACAACAAGAUCGUGAUCUACGUUUGUUAUCCAUUCCAUUUAACCUACUCAUAGCUUCUGUAGAUGGGCUAGAAUUGCUGAUCUCAGCUGCAGGCGGAGGAAAAGACGGACUGGCCAGCAUUUUGCGGGCUGCUGGUGGUGGUGAAACUGGUCUUAAACAUCUGAUGGAGGCAGUAAACUCCUUAGGAAGUGGCGGAAAUAUGGACGGCUCCCUUUCUUCCAGCCAAGCGACGGCAAACCUGGCUCGUAUUCUGGAUGCCCUGGGAGGUGAUGGAGACCGAGAGAAGGGCAUGGCUCUCCUAUUUGCGGCUAUUUUAGAUUCAGGAACGGCAGGCAUUGAUGGAAAAGAAGAGGCAAAUGGUGUAGGUGGGGGAGACGCACUCCGGAUUUUAAUGCAGACCAUUGGUGGUCAAAAGGAUGCGCUAGCCAUGUUGAUUUCAGUAGUUGGAUCUAAGGACGGCGAUGGUGGAGUUAAAGGUCUGGAAACGUUGCUUCGGGCGGCAGGUGGCGGAAUUGAUACAUUAAACUCUCUACUCGAGUCUAUGGGGGGUGGAGCUGAGGGAUUAGAAUUGCUUUUGAAUGCUCUGGGCACGGAUAUAACAGACGAUAUGGAGGUGCUAGGCCGAAUAUUAGAGGCAUCUGGUUUGGACAGCAAAAUAAUAGAAAAAUUAAAAGAAGAUCCGAGCAAAUUUCACGGUGAAUUUAACUAA
Protopolystoma xenopodis is the source of this 1206-nucleotide messenger RNA. Lineage: Eukaryota; Metazoa; Platyhelminthes; Monogenea; Polystomatidea; Polystomatidae. The record is from the annotation of a GenBank genome assembly.